Molecule: messenger RNA, 1644 nt
Organism: Humulus lupulus (European hop)
Lineage: Eukaryota; Viridiplantae; Streptophyta; Magnoliopsida; Rosales; Cannabaceae
Product: probable serine/threonine-protein kinase PBL25
Exons: 6
Coding region: 1-1644 (547 amino acids)
Biological process (GO): protein phosphorylation
Molecular function (GO): ATP binding; protein kinase activity
Source: RefSeq, a predicted model, not a curated record
AUGAGUUGUUUUCCGUGUUUCACAUCCCAGAGGACUAAGAAAUCGAGUUCUAGGAAUGAGAACGGCGAAUCACGUAAUGUUAGUGGUGCAAAAUCACCUGAGAACAAGAAAGAAGACGAAGAUAAAUAUAUCAAUGCUAAGAGUUUUACAUUCCGUGAGUUGGCAAGUGCAACAAAGAACUUUAGGCAAGAAUGUCUUUUAGGCGAAGGGGGAUUUGGAAGAGUCUACAAGGGGACAAUUCUGGCUACUGGACAGGUUGUGGCUGUUAAGCAACUCGAUAGGAAUGGACUUCAAGGGAACAAGGAUUUCUUAUCAGAAGUUUCGACUCUAAGUCUCAUACACCAUCCAAAUUUGGUCAAUCUUAUUGGGUACUGUGCAGAUGGAGAUCAGAGACUUCUGGUGUAUGAAUACGUGGCUGGGAGAUGUUUAAACAACCAUCUUCUUGACAGGGAACCAAAUCAGAAAGUGUUAGAUUGGUUUACAAGGAUUAAAAUCGGAUUUGGAAUAGCUACAGGGUUGGAGUACUUGCAUGAGAAAGCUAAUCCUCCAGUUAUAUACCGUGAUUUAAAGUCUGCAAAUGUGUUGUUAGAUGAUGACUUGAACCCCAAGCUUUCUGAUUUUGGAUUGGCCAAUCUUGGACGUGGUGGUGAUACGCAUAUAUCAUCAAGGGUGAUGGGGACAUAUGGUUACUCUGCCCCAGAGUAUACUAGAGGUGGUCAGCUCACACUGCAUUCUGAUAUAUACAGUUUUGGAGUUGUUUUUCUUGAGCUCAUUACUGGAAGAAAAGCCAUUGAUACUACAAGACCAAACGCUGAACAAAAUCUAGUUUCUUGGGCUCAACCCUUUUUCCGCGAUCCAAAGAAGUUUCCAGCACUGGCAGAUCCGCUUCUUAAUGGGAAAUUCCCAGAAAAGGACUUGAAUCAAGCUGUUGCAGUAGCUGCAAUGUGCCUGCAAGAGGAACCAUCAGCUCGUCCGCUGAUUAGUGAUGUUUUAACAACUCUAAGUUUCCUUACUACAACACCUGUUGAGUGUAUCCCUGCUCCUAUUCCUACUCCUACUACUGAAGAAGCUUACGAAAUUUUGGACAGUGAAAGGAGUUCAAAGCCUCAGGAGGCAGAUAAUGAAGAGGGUCAGGAAACCAACAAUUCAGAUCAUGAGAGUGGUGAGAGUUCAGAGAGUGAAGAUAGUGACAGCUCAGAAAAUGAAGAUGAAUCACCUGACACAAGUGCUUCAUCAAGCUCAAAAAGCAGCUCUGGAUCAAACGAGGGAAGUGUUUGUUCAAGUUACAGAAGCAGCAAAAGAUCACCAUCAAGCCAUGGAAGUGGUUCAAGCCGCAGAAGCAGCAGCAACAGAUCCAAUCGCCUUUCUUCUUCAGCUUCAAGCAGUAGAAAAUCAAGUGAAGGAAGUACUUCUUUAGACCAGAAAGACAGCAUGGAAUCCAUAACAAGAAGCAGCACAAAGGGAUCAAGGGAUGGAAGUUUUUCUUUGAGCUGCAGGAGCAGCAGCAAGGCUGCUCAGAGCGAAAUUUUUUCGUUUAGGCGCAAUGACAGCAUUGGCAGUGAGGGAUCACAAGGUAGAAGUGAGUGCCUAGAGCAGAGCUACAGCAUAGGAUCACAAGAUGGGAUUAUUUCUUCACUCUCGUAA